AUGACUCAAUCUAGCUGCUGUGCCAUUUGCCUGGCGCCAGCUGAACAGAAAUGUUCGAACUGUCAGUCUGUACAUUACUGCUCUCGGGACCAUCAAAAACAGCAUUGGAAAUCCCAUAAGAACCAUUGUACUCCAGCCAGGGUGAAAGAAGACUUGAAGUAUGGAAGGUAUUUGGAAGCGACGAGGAAUAUUAAAGCAGGAGAUAUCAUUUUGAAAGAGCCUCCGCUAAUCACUGGGCCUGCACAGGUAACACCUCCCGUCUGCCUCGGCUGCUACAAGUUGUUGGAAGAAGGCAAAACUGUGGCCUGUGAAAAGUGUGGUUGGCCUAUGUGCAGUGUGCAAUGUUCCGAGAAGGAUGUCCACAAUCCAGAAUGCUUUUAUACAAAGAACCGAGGAGAGAAGGUAAAAAUUUCAACCUACGGUACACCACAUCCAAAUUACCAAUGCAUCACGGUCCUUCGCUGUUUAUACCAACGUGACCAUGACCAGAAGCUGUGGUCGAAGCUCCAAGCUUUGCAGUCGCAUUGUGAGGAACGAAAGGGAACAGACAAGUGGAACAACGACAGGAAGAUGAUAAUGGAAUUCAUUUGGAAGUUCUUUAAACUGGAGACGACGUUCAGUGAUAACGAGAUUAUGAAGUGCUGUGGAAUUAUACAGAUAAACGGCCAUGAGGUACCUCUGCUAGAACCAGAGUACGUAGCAGUCUUUGACAGGAUAUCCAUGGUGGAGCACAGUUGUCGAGCCAAUUGCAACAAGAGUUUCACAUCACAAGGAGAUAUUAGUCUCUGUGCGGGCUCCAACAUACCAGCUGGAUCUCACAUAUCAGUUUGCUACACGGACCCGCUUUGGGGUACAGAGGCAAGACGACAUCACCUUGCUGACUCCAAAUUCUUCGAGUGCUCCUGUGAGAGAUGCUCUGAUGUCACUGAGUUCGGAACUAUGUUUAGUGCUGUUAAAUGUAAAAAGAAAAACUGCAAGGGCUACCUCUUACCAGAGACAUUCAUUCUUCCAAUUCUUCAUAAGACCACUUCUCCAGACCCAAAGACUCGAGGUUUGGAUAACAAAUUCUGGAAAUGCCCUGUAUGUGAGGAUGCCGUCUCUGACGCCAUUAUACAACAGUUGCUGCAGGAUAUUGGAAAAGAACUGAGUGCUAUGCCCAAAGGGGACCCAGAUGCUUGUGAAAAGUUUAUCGAACAUUGUAGCAACUACCUUCACCCCUCCCAUUACUACAUGUCAGAUGUGGGUCUUGCGCUUGCGCAGAUGAUUGGCCAACAAGACCAGCUCGGUCUAGCUGCUGUAUCAGAUGAUAGACUUCUUCUGAAGACACAACUGUGCCAGAAAGUCAAUAAUUUACUUGAGACAUUAGCUCCAGCUGAAACUCGUCUCCGGGGAACUUUGUUAUUCGAAUUGCACGCAGCAAUAGCCGAGACUGGAAGAAGAAAAUCUUUAACCGAUGGACCAUUGGUCAUGCUAGGUUAUGUCACCGAGUCCCGUAAGAUCUUAUCGGAAUCAGCGACUCUCCUACGCCAUGAACCACCAGAAUUACCCGAAGGCCAAAUUUCCCGACAAGCAAGGAUCAAUCUGGUGCAAAUGGACGACCUCAUACAGCAACUAUCAAAUUCUUUACCAUUGCAACGACUGACAAUUUCAAUUAUUACGCUGAAAAGUCUUCGUGAGAUGGUCACGUACCUAUGGUUGCUGCUCUGUGUCGCACAAUACGCACGGAGUAACUUCCUCCAGGAGUAUGAAGCAAUCAGCGUCAGCUUGCUGUCCCCUCCGGUAGACAAGACGAGCCUCGCGUUGCCUUACGACCUGGGAAGGGACAAGACAUACGGUUGCCUCUGCCGGGGAACAGCAGAUAGGGAAGUGGUAGUCUGCUUCGGGAACUACGAAUGCAAGAGAUUUCCAAGGAUGAAAAUGCGAAAGUGCAACGUAUUAGUAGUAAGGACAACUGUAAUAAGACAAAUAUCGGUGGGAGAUCUAGACUCCUUUUAUCAUUUGAAAGUACUGAAGAUAGACAGCAACAGUCUGCUGGAUUAUUUGGAGCCGGGUCUCUUCAGGAAUUUGUCAAAUCUCGAACAACUAUCGAUUUCAUAUAACACUCAACUGCACUCAAUCCAGGAACAUACCUUCAUUGGUCUCAUCAACCUCCAUAAUUUGACUUUAGCUAAUAACGGUUUAAAGAACAUAGCUCUUCUAACACCAGCUAUUAAGCCUAUCUAUUUGCCUUCUCUAAAAGUAUUGGACGUAUCUGAAAAUGCCUUUGGAGCUAUACCCGAAGAUGCGUUUGAGCCAAUGAAAGAUUCUAGCAUACGAAGACUUGAUUUAAAUCUAUGCCGGCUAGAUUACGUUCAUCCAAAUAGUUUUGUGAGGUUAAAGAACUUAAAAGAGCUGCUGAUUGGUGAAAACGACCUAAGCGCGUCGGAGAUAGUGAACUUUCUUAUAGGGCUACAAAACAACAAUAUCAAUCUAACAUAUCUAGACUUAUCGAGUACGGGGUUCAGGAAACGACCCCCAAUGAAUCUUUUAAAGGUUAUAGCAAAUUCCACAAUAACUCGCCUCAGUCUAGCUGACAAUCAGUUUGAGGUUCUCGAAGAAGAUGACUUUCCGAGGAUGCCUCGUUUGGAGAUAUUAGAUCUGAGAAGAGUAUUCGUUAUGUCUAUAGGCCCUAACACUUUCAAUCCAGUCAAAUUUCCGAGACUUCGGAUACUGUUACUAAGCGAAAAUAACUUACCAGGCAUUCAUCUUAAGCACAUCUCAAAUCCGCAGGUGUUUUUAAUGGAUCUGUCGUCAAAUAAAGGAACUGUCAAGAGGCCAAUGUACUAUGAAAUUGGUCAAGGUUUAAUAAACUUAAAAAUUCUAAAUAUGGAAAACGGAACGAUUUUCCACAUUGGAAAUGGAUCUUUCAAGCCAAUGAAGCGUUUGGAAAUGUUAAAUUUAGGCAAUAACCCACUCACAGCUAACGAGAAUUUAACUAGCGGUAUGUUUGAAGGACUAAACGAGUUAAAGGUGCUAAUACUCAAAGGCUGUGGAAUCAAACGCUUCUAUGAUGGCGAUAAUAUCUUCGAGAUGAUGCCGAACCUGACACAUUUAAUAAUUUCUCAUAACCAACUGUUUUAUAUCACGCCAGAGACAUUAAAACCUUUAAAGGUGUUGAAAGUUCUAGAUUUAAGUGAAAAUUUAUUUGUGUCAUGGUGGCAACCGUUAUUUCUAGCCGCCGGAGUGAAACCUAUAAAGUUGUAUUUAACUAAUAAUAAGAUAACUCAUUUUACGUUAAGUAUGAUUGAAGAUAUCAACUUUUUAUUGGAGCAAGAGAGAAACGUGAGCGUUGAAAUUGAUUUGGCUGAUAAUCUAUUUGUGUGUGAUUGUAACUCAAUGUACAAAACUUAUAUGUGGUUAGACGCGAAUGGUUCUGUUCUGCUGAAACAGUACUUUGCUAAUACAGAUAUACUCUGCAGUAGCCCCGAUUUGUGGGAAGACAAGAGAGUAUCUGAUUACAUUUCAUCUAUCAAAAACCUUCGUUGCUUGGUGUACCAUAAGUUCUCCACAAUAAUGUUACUGAUUUGGACUGCACCAUCGCUAGUCUCGAUAUCUCUUGUUAUUUUGUUAAUCAUUAUGCUAUAUAAAUAUAGAAUAUACAUUCGAUUUUGGUUGUUUCUAGCAAAAGUUGCGAUAGGUCGUAAGUUUUUAAGGAGAUCGCUGAAAGCACGGAACGAAGAAGAGAAAGGCUACAAAUAUGAUGCCUUCGUUUCAUAUUGUAAUGAUGAUAGGGAGUUUGUCUUCGAAAUGAUUAGUCAAUUAGAAUCUAGGCCGCCUUAUUUAAAGCUAUGUAUUUAUGAGAGAGACUUCGAAAUCGGCGCUUUCAUUUCGGAAGCGAUCUUAGGUAGCAUUAACGAUAGUAGAUAUAUUAUAUUAGUCAUAAGUAAUGCGUUUGCGAAAUCUCAUUGGUGUCGAUGGGAGACACAUUUAGCUGAAUACCACAGAUUAUUUCUAGAAGAUGGCUCGCCGUACGAUCCUUUAGUUCUCAUAAAGAUCGGAGAAGUUGAGAGAAAAUACCUAACGACAACACUCAAGUACCUGCUGAAAACGAAGAUAUAUCAUACGUGGGAUGGACAAAACGUGGAGGGUUUCUUUAGAAAGCUGAGAAAUGUUUUGAUUAAAAAUAAAUAA
Leptosia nina is the source of this 4170-nucleotide messenger RNA. NCBI's taxonomy places the organism in Eukaryota, Metazoa, Arthropoda, Insecta, Lepidoptera, Pieridae. The record is from the annotation of a GenBank genome assembly.